Molecule: messenger RNA, 651 nt
Organism: Paramuricea clavata
Lineage: Eukaryota; Metazoa; Cnidaria; Anthozoa; Malacalcyonacea; Plexauridae
Source: the annotation of a GenBank genome assembly
AUGAAGUGCAACAAAGCUGGCACCGACACAUUCUUAGCUUUGUUGGAUCACAGAAAUACGCCAUCUGCAGCCGUCCAGAUUAGUCCUGCACAGCGUUUGUUCAGUAGAAGAACGAGAAGUCUUUUACCUAUGUCUGCUGAAUUACUCAAGCCAAGUACGGCAGAUGAUGAUUUGACACGCCUCAAAUUGCGCAUGCGUCAACAACAACAAGCAAGGUAUUACAACAGAGGUGCGCGAGACCUUCAACCUUUAGAAGAAGGCGACUCGGUAAGAAUCAAGCCCUGGAAACUUGGAAAGAAAGAAUGGCAACCGGGAUCGGUAAGAAAACGUUUGGAUGAGAGAUCCUACGAAGCGCAAACACCCUGCGGUAUUCUGCGAAGAAACAGAGUUCAUUUAAGAAAGUCCAAUCUAUCCUUAAACAACAAUGAUACACCUACUCAAAAUCCAGUGACGAGACCGCCCAGAGAUCCUAUUACCUCAACCCCAGUGAUCGUACCUACAGAGGAGCUGAGUUUGCCAUCAACCUCAACCACAAUUCCUCCAUCUCCAACAAAUGAACAAGAUAAUAGCAGUUCCGGACACACCGAAGUUCGAAGAUCUCAGCGUUUGCGCCGAUUGCCAACACAUUUGAAGGAUUUUGUUUUGAAAUAG